AUGCUAGAAGAAACUGAAGAGAUUCCGCGGCUCAAGAAAAGGCUCAGUAAUGAUGCUUUGAUACGAUUGCUGAUGAGAACUCAACAUAAUGUGUUCGCCACAAAAAGGGAUGAAAAAAGAGCGGAUUUCGAUCGUCGAAGCCUUGAUGACGACAUAGCCACGUGUUUUCUGUCGCCGGCGCAGUGUAUGCGACCUCGAUCAAGGAGGUAA
Molecule: messenger RNA, 210 nt
Organism: Cylicocyclus nassatus
Lineage: Eukaryota; Metazoa; Nematoda; Chromadorea; Rhabditida; Strongylidae
Source: the annotation of a GenBank genome assembly